Messenger RNA from Rotaria socialis, 1407 nucleotides. The record is from the annotation of a GenBank genome assembly. NCBI's taxonomy places the organism in Eukaryota, Metazoa, Rotifera, Eurotatoria, Philodinida, Philodinidae.
AUGGGUGCUGGAGCAGCUUUCUCUGGAAAACCAAGAAGUCCACAUGAGUUACUGAAUGAAGAGAACCGCAGAAAAGCCAGAACAAGGCGAUAUGAUGACGGUGAAUCAUCCGAGUUGUAUAAGCGGUGCGCUAAUGGAGACAUUGCUGGGGUACGCGAAAUUCUUGAGCAACCGGAUCGUAAAAAUAUUAAUGAUUUGAUGCAACUUGAGCCCAAUGGUGAUACAGCCCUACACGCUGCCGUCAAAAAUAAGCAUCAAGAGGUAGUAAAACUAUUACUCGAGAAAAGAUGCCCUCGAAACAUACUUGACCGUGAUGCUAAAUAUGCGUAUGAAUAUGCAGAUACACCUCUCUUAAGAAAUUCCUUUGAACGUAAUGAUACUUCGAGUCGCUUUUAUGACUCUGACAUGACAGGAAAAGUGAAUUGUUACGUACACGAAGAGAAAUCCUCAACUACUGACUUGCAAUCAGCCGCUACCGAUUCAAAUGCAAAUGAUACUAAUGUUACAGAGAAUGAUUUAAAAACUGCUGACACUGACAGUGGUUUUGUUCGACCGUUUCAAAAUGAAAAAGAAACUUACAAGUAUGCACUCGAUCAACAAACGACUGCAAUGUGGCUUAGAUUUUAUAGCUGGUUGUCCCGCACGUUUCCUAGCUUCUUUCAACAUGAUUUUCUGCGUGCUGACACGUUUGAUCUAGAUAAAAACCAAGAUUUUAAAGAUUUUUUAAAAAAACGUUGUAAAUCGAAAGAGGCUGACAACACAUUGGACGCCAUUAAUGAAGCAAAAACUAAAAGCAAUAUCGAGCCUCUCAUUAAGAUGUACACAAGUGAAGAUGCUUGUUAUCGCACAUUAAAUCAACAACUUUCCAAUUCAACUCAUGAACACGAGAGUGCUCCACAUCUAUGUGACCGCUUCAUAAUGGAAUUUUACAUUCGUUCCGAACAACUCGAAAAGCGUAUCUUCAUUGGAUCUACGUAUCGGGGUGCAACAAUAGGUCACGAUGACAUUCAUGUUUACGAACAAGCUCUGAAUAAUAAAACACGUGGUGUGCUAGCGUUCAAAACCUUCACUUCAACAAGUGAGGACAUCAAAAUUGCUCUUAGUUUCAUCGAUGAGGGUCCACCAAAAGAUGGCAAAAUGAAUGUGUUAUUCGUCAUUACAGUCAACGAUAAAUCUACCAAUAUAUUUGGUGUCUCAGACGUUUCUGAUUAUCCCAAGGAAAAAGAGGUGCUCGUUAUGCCUGGUACUUUAUUUGUCAUUACUGGAAUGACACCAAAUGUUUCAUACGAGCUACAGUCAAAGACGGUGACAUUCACUGAGAUUCAUCUGAAAUAUCACCAUAUACCCAUGUCAUUUUGGAAAAAGUUUAGACACACUAUUAAAUCGGCUCGAAGUGAAGCUUUGUAA